This is a messenger RNA of Fraxinus pennsylvanica, 333 nucleotides long. Lineage: Eukaryota; Viridiplantae; Streptophyta; Magnoliopsida; Lamiales; Oleaceae. The record is from the annotation of a GenBank genome assembly.
AUGGCGUUCCAUCCACAUAACCAGCCAAUCAACACAGCUCAAGCAGCUCAGUCAUCUGGAAGUGAGAAUAUGCUAGCACUUGGUCCGUCACAGUCGACUGUACCAAACUUCCAUGUCGGCGACACAUCAAAUCUUAUUUCUUAUAGAGGAUUUGAAGAUUUCUGCCCUGAGGAUGAGAUUCGCAUAAGAAGUCACGAGAUGCUUGAAAAUGAAGACAUGCAGCAUCUGCUUUGUGUAUUUAGCAUGGGCAGCCAUGGUCAUGCUUCCAGUAAUGGCAAUGAGCGGCUUCCUAGAGCAGGAGUGCUGGUUAACCUGCAUUCUACUGAAGACUGA